Messenger RNA from Sapajus apella (tufted capuchin), 2310 nucleotides. It is a transcript of the gene CRACR2B, whose product is annotated as calcium release activated channel regulator 2B. Gene Ontology annotation, molecular function: calcium ion binding. The transcript has 9 exons. Bases 571 to 1848 code for a protein of 425 amino acids. The record is from RefSeq and is a predicted model, not a curated record. NCBI's taxonomy places the organism in Eukaryota, Metazoa, Chordata, Mammalia, Primates, Cebidae.
UGGGCAUUUGGCCCAAAGCUGUCCCCCGCUCCACAAGGCUUUCUGGCUUCAUGCACACAUGCUCUUGUUCCCCUGCCCCCCCAUACCCAGCCUCCUGCCAGUACACAGUGGGGGAGGGGGCUGGGAUAUGGAGGCAGGUGAGGUCCUAGCUGAGGGAGGUCAGCGCUGUGCUGGAGAAGUGUUUUCCUGAGAGCUUACGCUGCAUGGCAGGGAGGCCGUCUGAGAGGAGAAGGCCAGCCCUCCUUGAUAACAAAAAAGGACCCACGGCCUGAGGCUGCUGGAGCAGAGCCCUGGGCCUGGCUGGCUGUCCAGAGCCAGCCCCCACCUGCUCCUCCCAGAAGGCGUGGGUGGCUGUGGUGGCAGCCCCCUGCCAACAAUAACGGUUGGUUCUGGGAUCUGGGACCGGGUGAGCCGGCCAGGCAGGUCCCUGGUGCGCCUGUGCCAGGGGCCAACCCCCUUGGUCUCAAGGUCCUGUCCCAUAAGCCCAGCCGGUUGUGGUUCAGCUGGGUUCUGGGCCCCUUCCCUUGAGAAGCAGAGGCCUCGCAGCCCCCAGGAUUGCUGGGCGGGACCAUGAGGCCAGCCCUACAGCACCUGAAGGCCAGGCUGAGGCCCUCUGUUCCCAUGGCCAGCCUGGGAAAGCCUGGGGCUGAUGACACCCAGGAGGAGGAGGCGGAACUGGAGGGAGGCCCUGCAGAGCCCCGGGCUGCCAUGCUGGAGCAGGCCCGGGAGCUGUUUCUGCUAUGUGACAAGGAGGCCAAGGGCUUCAUCACCAGGCACGACCUGCAGGGUCUCCAGAGCGACCUCCCCCUCACGCCUGAGCAGCUGGAGGCUGUGUUUGAAAGUCUGGACCAGGCUCACACUGGCUUCCUCACCCCCCGGGAGUUCUGCCUGGGCCUGGGGAUGUUUGUGGGGGUGCAGUCGGCCCAGGGAGAAACCCCCGGCAGGGCUCCCGAAGAGAUCUUUGAGUCGGGCUGGUUGGACAUGCAGGGCACGGGGGGCUCUCUGGACGAGGAGGAGGAGGAGGAAGAGGAGGAGCGAUUCCACACUGCGCUGGAGCAGCUGGGGGUGGCCCCAGUCCUGGGCGAGCAGCGGGCUGUGAGGACGCUCUGGGCCCGGCUGCAGCGCGAGCGCCCCGAGCUGCUGAGCUCUUUCGAGGACGUUCUGAUACGCGCGUCGGCCUGCCUGGAGGAGGCGGCCCGGGAGCGGGACGGCUUGGAGCAGGCGCUGCGGAGGCGCGAGAGCGAGCACGAGCGGGAGGUGCGCGCUCUGUACGAGGAGAUGGAGCAGCUUCGCGAGCAAAGCCGGCGCCCGCCAAGUCAGAACUCCGCCCGCGGGGAGCGGAGAAGCCGCCUGGAGCUGGAGCUGCAGGGUCGCGAGCAGGACCUCGAACGCGCGGACCUGCGGCAGCGGGAGUUAGAGCAGCAGCUGCGGGCCCGGGCUGCGGAGCACCUGGAGGCGCAGGCCCAGAACUCCCAGCUGUGGCGGGCGCACGAGGCGCUGCGAGCGCAGCUGGAAGGAGCGCAGGAACAGAUCCGCAGGCUGGAGGGCGAAGCGCGAGGCCGCCAGGAGCAAACCCAACGGUGCCGGGGAACCGGGCUGGGGCGGGCCCUGGGGCGUGUCCCGGGGGAGGGGCCGACGGGCGCUCAGGUCUGCGCCACUUUCAUCCCCACCUCAAAGUCCCAGCCCUACUCUGUGGGAGGGUCUUCUUGGGGGUCCUGGGGCUCCCUAGUAGCCUUCCUGCAGCCGGGUCACCACCUCCCACCCACAGAGACGUGGUCGCCGUCUCCAGGAACAUGCAGAAAGAGAAAGUCAGCCUGCUACGGCAACUGGAGCUGCUCAGGGAGCUGAACACACGGCUGCGGGACGACAGGGACGCCUUCGAGGCCAGGCGGGUGGGCAGCAGCCGCAGGAAGGCUCUGACCACGGCCCGCCUGCCUGGGCCCACCUGCUGCUGUUGCUGCUGCUGGUCUCGGCCCCCCAGACGCGGCUCUGGCCACCUUCCCAGUGCCCGGUGACGGGCCCCGAGUGACUCACGGAGCGUCAGCUGGAAGCUGCCCUGGCAGGAGACUUGUCAUGGGUGGGGGGUGCCUACUCAGGAUGCGGGCCCUCCCCAGGGGGCCCCAGGCCUGCCUGACCGAAGACAUGAAGAACUAGCCUGGAGUGGUCAGGGGCCUGGGGGUGGUCAGGGGCCUGGAGUGGUCAGGGUCCCGUGUGCCCUCUGGCAGUCUUCUUUCUGUCCCCAUUCAAUCAAGCCCAUCUCAGUUCAGCAGAAAACCCCCCUGGUCAAAUAAACCCACUGCCUGCCCUGCA